Molecule: messenger RNA, 1196 nt
Organism: Colletotrichum godetiae
Lineage: Eukaryota; Fungi; Ascomycota; Sordariomycetes; Glomerellales; Glomerellaceae
Product: methyltransferase domain-containing protein
Exons: 2
Coding region: 143-991 (282 amino acids)
Biological process (GO): rRNA (guanine-N7)-methylation
Cellular component (GO): nucleolus
Molecular function (GO): rRNA (guanine) methyltransferase activity
Source: RefSeq, a predicted model, not a curated record
UGAGGAUUUCUCACGACACACGAUUCACCGCCCAACUAUCCGAUGCGCCGGCGUUACGACAGACUGUUUCGAAGCAAGCAUAGACGCGAGUCUUUUUUUUUAAGAUCAUCCGAGUUCGAUCUUCUACCAGAAACCGCCCAUCAUGUCGCGCCCUGAGGAUACCCUCGCGGCCGACAUCCACUACAAUGACUCCGAAGCCCGCAAGUACACGACGAGCUCCCGUAUCCAAAAUAUCCAGGCUUCCAUGACCCGCCGGGCCCUCGAGCUUCUCGACCUUAAGCAACCCUCUUUCAUCCUCGACGUUGGCUGCGGUAGCGGCUUGUCCGGCGAAAUCCUCACCGCCGAAGGCCCCGAAGAUGGCGGGCCACACACCUGGGUCGGCAUGGACGUGUCGCCUUCAAUGCUCGACAUCGCACUCCAAAGAGAUGUAGAAGGCGACCUUCUCCUCGCGGAUAUCGGACAGGGUGUACCCUUCCGCGCCGGUUCCUUCGACGCCGCUAUCAGCAUUUCAGCCAUUCAAUGGCUUUGCAACGCCGAGAGCAGCGAUACCUCACCCGAGGGCCGUCUCACCAGAUUCUUCAACGGACUUUACGCAUCAUUACGUAGAGGUGGUCGUGCCGUCUGCCAAUUCUACCCCAAGAACGACACCCAGCGCAACAUGAUUACCCAGGCAGCCGUCAAGGCCGGCUUCGGCGCCGGUCUGCUCGAGGACGACCCCGAGACGAAGAACGUGAAGCUCUACCUUGUGUUGACUGUCGGUGGUACCGCAGAGGGUGGUCGCGGAGGCGACAUCACAAACGUCGUUGACGGGAUGGACAACGUCGAUGUUGAGGACGCGAGGAGAAAGGCUAGUCAGCAGAGCGGCAAGGGUGACAUCAAGAAGGGCAGCAAGGCGUGGAUUGUCAAGAAGAAGGAGCAGAUGGAGAGGAAGGGAAAGGUUGUCAAGUCUACCUCGAAGUAUACUGGACGCAAGCGUAGAACUGCCUUCUAAGCGGACGGAGCUUGGCGGGUUCUCGGGGAUGUCGCAUGGCAUGGCGUUCAGGGGUACAUUGGAAAACUUGCUUUUAGAGAUCGGAAAUCGAAUCAGAUACCCUCAUUUACCUCUCAAAAUCUUUGUCUCAUCUCUGAGUCUCCUUUUUGCGGAUCCUGAAUAUAACCUUUGUUUUGCUGGAAAGAAAGGGUAUCACACCACAUCC